This is a messenger RNA of Euleptes europaea (tarantolino), 1065 nucleotides long. RefSeq names its product zinc finger protein 501-like. The record is from RefSeq and is a predicted model, not a curated record. The transcript is spliced from 4 exons. Gene Ontology annotation, biological process: regulation of transcription by RNA polymerase II. The coding region runs from base 1 to 1065 and encodes 354 amino acids. NCBI's taxonomy places the organism in Eukaryota, Metazoa, Chordata, Lepidosauria, Squamata, Sphaerodactylidae. Gene Ontology annotation, molecular function: RNA polymerase II cis-regulatory region sequence-specific DNA binding; DNA-binding transcription factor activity, RNA polymerase II-specific.
AUGGCCUCUUUGGUUGCAGAUGUGAGGGAGAUGCUGAGUGAAAAGGAAUUAGGAAGGAGAGUUUUGGAAAAAGAUAAAGAUCAGCAGGUGGAAGUGAAAUCUGGGGAUCAAACAGUACUAAAGAAGGAUUGCAGAAGGAAAUGGAAAGUAAAAGAGAAGAAGAUGAAGGAAUUGACUCACGCAGGGGAGAAGCCAUAUAAAUGCUUGGUGUGUGGAAAGUGCUUCUCUCAGAAUGGUAGUCUAACUGCACAUGAAAGGAUUCAUACAGGGCAGAAGCCAUAUAAAUGCUUGAAGUGUGGAAAGUGCUUCUCUCAUAAUGGUAGUCUAACUGCACAUGAAAAUGUUCAUACAGGGCAGAAGCCAUAUAAAUGCUGGGAGUGUGGAAAGUGCUUCUCUCAUAAUAGCAACCUAACUUUACAUAAAAGAACUCACACUGGGGAGAAGCCAUAUAAAUGCUUGGAGUGUGGAAAGUGCUUCUCUGUGAAUGCCACCCUAACCAUACAUCAAAAUAUUCACACAGGGAAGAAGCCAUAUAAAUGCUUGGAGUGUGGAAAGUGCUUCUCUCACAAUGGGACCCUAACCAGACAUCAAAAGAUUCAUACAGGAGAGAAGCCGUAUAAAUGCUUGGAGUGUGGAAAGGGCUUCUCUAAUAAUAGCAACCUAACUAGACAUCAAAAGAUUCACACAGGGAAGAAGCCAUAUAAAUGUUUGGAGUGUGGAAAGUGCUUCUCUGAUAAUGGCAGCCUAACUAGACAUCAAAAGAUUCACACAGGAGAGAAGCCGUAUAAAUGCUUGGAGUGUGGAAAGUGUUUCUAUAGGAAAAGCCACCUUACUCAACAUCAAAUGAUUCACACAGGGAAGAAGCCAUAUAAAUGCUUAGAAUGUGGAAAGUGCUUCUCUCACAAUAGCCUCCUUACUGUCCAUCGAAAGAUUCAUACAGGGGAGAAGCCAUAUAAGGGCGGUGUGUUCGCGGUCUUCCCUGCCGUCCCCCUCGAAGGCCUCCGCCAGCAGUACCGAGCCCAGCCCGGGGGGCGGCAGCGGCGACGGGGAGGCCAGCAGCGAUAA